UACCAACACCUUUCUCCGUUUCCUUAUUUCUGUCCUGGGAAAAGAGACGAAUUGAAGCAACAUUGACAAUGACAAAUAUUGAUGGCGGCCGAAAAGACAAGUGAGGAGUGCCCUCUACCCACCCUUUUUCUCUCUACUUUGUUUCGUUAACUUGAAACUUACACGGCUGACAUGCAAACUUGUUUUUCAAUGAAGCAUGACAGUAGAGCCCAAGUUCCCGCGGGAAAAAUACGCUAAUGCCGUCUACCAGUACGUUAGCAGUUACCAAAUCCUACAACGUAACGAAAACAACAUUGCACGUGUCAAGCUCGCCAAUGGUAAAAUCCAAACGUUUGGAAUGGGCGGUCCCUACGUGAUUGACGGUGCCCAUUCCGUCUAUGUGGGUGACAUUUGGGUUAUGGCCGGUCAAAGCAACAUGCGUGGUCAUGGUUACUAUAAUGAUGUCUAUAACAACAACAACAACAACGACAGAAGCGCAAUAUUAGAGCCCAAAGCUUCUAUUCACUUGUUUCAGUCCAACGAAAGAUGGGCGAUAGCUCAGGAACCAACACAUAAACUCGCAGAGUCGCCACGUGCCGUGCAUCGUCGUAUUCCAGAUCCAACUGUCCGCAACCCAAGUGCGCUCAACAUCCGUGGCGCAUCACUGGGCUUGGCAUUCGCACAAUCGUAUCAAAAGCACAACGACAACAAUGUUCCUGUGGGUCUGAUCGCCUCGGCGCACGGUGGCACUUCAACAGCACAGUGGAUGGAACGCGAUCCAAAAAAUCCAAGCAACACGCUCUAUGGCGCCAUGAUGGAAAGGAUUGCCGAGGUCGAUGGUAAUGUUGCUGGCUUCCUUUGGUAUCAGGGCGAAACAGAUGCAUGCUCGUCAGAUCCGACAUCCUACUCGAAAAACACGAUUAAAUUGAUCAAAGAUAUACGGCAUGACAUGGAUUACGAUAUCCCGGUCGUGUGUGUGCAGCUGGGUCGCUGUAUUGGCGGAAGCAAUGUGCAUAAUGAAUACUGGACGACCGUACGCGAAAACCAAUACGAUAUCUUUAUGCCGCAACGACAGCAUGUAGAUGACCGUCGAUUGUGUGCUGUGUCGAGCAUUGAUGCUGGCAUGGACGACUUUAUCCAUCUAUCAGCACGCGGAUUAGUCAAAGUCGGCCAUCGUCUUGGCUUGGCUGCCUCGUAUACAUUGCAAGGCAAGGCGUAUCUGGCAUGUCCACGGAUAAAAUUUGCUGGAUACGAGGAAAAGAAUGAAUACGGGGAGUUACGGAGCACGAUCAAGGUUACAUUUGAUAAUGUUGAUGGAGAUGCUGUGAAAUGGUCACCCGUGGAAGGAGAUGUCCUUGGGUUUAGCUUACAUACUCAAGAUCACGAAGAAAAACUGCCUAUUAUUCUAAGUGCUCGCAUCGAAGAUGAGCGAAACGUACGCAUCUACUUGACGCGAGAGGCAUUGCAUUUGCAUGGAUCAUAUGUGUUGUACUAUGGUUGGGGUAAAAAUCCAUGCUGUAACUUGACAACAACAUCAGACAUGGCAUUGCUCGCUUCGUCCAUUCGUUUUGCUGUUGAGCACGCCCAUUAAAAGUUCUUAUCGAUGUAUAUAUAUAUAUAUACUCAUUCUUUCCACCCUCCAACCCUUGUCUUUUUUCCAUUGUCUACCUUCGUCGUAAAAUUUUGUAACAAUGCAUUAUACAGUAUCGAAAAAUCCACAUCUUUAUAAAAUAAUGACAGACAUCACCAUAUGUAGUUCAGACAUCAAUAAAAGAUGCGCAUGAGCAAACAACAUACAUG
Zychaea mexicana is the source of this 1779-nucleotide messenger RNA. Its product is annotated as SGNH hydrolase-type esterase domain-containing protein. The transcript has a single exon. Bases 197 to 1570 code for a protein of 457 amino acids. NCBI's taxonomy places the organism in Eukaryota, Fungi, Mucoromycota, Mucoromycetes, Mucorales, Lichtheimiaceae. The record is from RefSeq and is a predicted model, not a curated record.